CAUACACACACAGACCACGAGGCUCCCGCAUCUAGCUAACGCUAGCUAGCACCGGCAUACGCCAGCUCUCUGCAGAACUAUAAAUACGCUAACAAACAAACAAACAGCUAAUCAGCAUAGAAACAACACAGACAUAUAAACAACAAACAGCAGACAUCUGUCUCCAUAAGGACUCUCGCCGUGCAAGGACAGGACAGGACGGGACGGUGAGAUGGACCUGAAGGCGCCGGUGUCGGUUCUGGCCCUGUGGCCGGUUCUGUUUCUCUCGGUGCUAGGCCCGGUCGGUGGCAACAGGCUGGACGUGGACUAUGGAGGCAUGCCUCUCUGGGUCAACCGGCUACUCGGGGAACCCAGCGUACUCAGCCUCAAGGGUCGCAUGGACCCGAGUUGGUUCCGCGCGGUGAAUAGCGAGGUCUGUCCUGCGGAGUGUGAGUGUCCUAUCCAGUGGCCGACUGCCCUGUACUGUGACCACAGAGACCUGCUGGAGAUGCCCUCCGCCGGGCUGCCCGAACGCACACAGUACCUCUUCCUACAGGGUAACCACCUGACGGGGUUCGGGCCGGACGCCUUUGCCAACGUGACGCGUCUGCGCUGGCUCUUCCUGGACCGGAACCAGCUGCUGAGCAGCGGGCUGCAGGACGGGCUGCUGUCCAACCUGACCCGGCUCGUACACCUCUUCAUGAACCACAACAACCUCACCCAGGUGCCCAGGGGCUUACCUGGCAGCAUCAGGCAGCUGCGACUGUCCUAUAACCACAUCGAGAAGAUCCCUGCCGGAUCCUUCCAGAACCUGAAGAACCUCACACUCCUGCUGCUCCAGGGGAACCGGAUCAAGACCGUCGGGGAGGCCGACUUCCGAGGCCUGUCCUUCCUAAACCUACUGGACCUGAGUGGCAACCUGUUCUCCGCAUUCCCCCAGCACAUCCCUCCCUCCGUCUCCCAGCUCUACCUCUCCAACAACUCCCUGACGGCCUUAGAGGGGUCCGCGCUGCACAACCUCCCCAGGCUCAAGUUCCUCCGGCUCAGCCGCAACCGCCUCGUAGACGAGGGCUUGGACCCUGGAGCUUUCAACCACAGCACCCUGAUGGAACUGGACCUGUCCUACAACCGGCUAACCCAGAUCCCCGUGGUGCCUACCACUCUGCAGUACCUGUACCUGGAGGCCAACCAGAUCGCAGUGUUCAACGUGUCCAGUCUGUGUCGCGAGGUCAGCCCCACUUCCUACUCCCGCAUGCGCAUCCUGCGGUUGGACGGAAAUAAGCUCCUCCCACACCAGCUGCCUCCUGAUUGGGUCAUGUGUUUACGGGUGCUGCAUCACAUCUAUGUCUAAAACACACACACACACACACACACACACACACACACACACACACACACACACACACACACACACACACACACACACACACACACACACACACAAACACGUUCAGUACACACACAUACACACACACAUGGAUACUCCAUC
Engraulis encrasicolus (European anchovy) is the source of this 1468-nucleotide messenger RNA. RefSeq lists its product as uncharacterized. Bases 212 to 1330 code for a protein of 372 amino acids. Gene Ontology annotation, molecular function: protein binding. The record is from RefSeq and is a predicted model, not a curated record. The transcript is spliced from 8 exons. NCBI's taxonomy places the organism in Eukaryota, Metazoa, Chordata, Actinopteri, Clupeiformes, Engraulidae.